Messenger RNA from Paramecium octaurelia, 366 nucleotides. Lineage: Eukaryota; Ciliophora; Oligohymenophorea; Peniculida; Parameciidae. The record is from the annotation of a GenBank genome assembly.
AUGAAUCCUGAUCCAAAUUUAUAAUAUGUCAGAUUAUAGUUCCCUUGUCCUCCAGUUUGCCCUUGUUAAUCAAAAGCAAGAAGGGAUUGGGUUCAUCUGGAUUGCUAUAAAAACUCAUAUAUAACAGAGAAAGGAGAUAUUUUUUGUAAUCAAUAUGAUUGCCAAAGUUAUUUUAUAAAAGAUGCGCAAUUCCAAUGUUAAGAGGCAGAAUAAAACUCAAGCUUUUAUAAAUAUAAAUCAAUAAGUGAAUUUGCAAUGGGAUUGGCUUUGGCUAUAUAGGCUGCUGAUUUCGCAUUGAAAGGUAAUAAUUUAGUAAAAUUUGUAACAACUCUCAACUCUUAAGUGGCGAUUAGAUGGAAUUCUUGA